Messenger RNA from Auanema sp. JU1783, 1140 nucleotides. The record is from the annotation of a GenBank genome assembly. Lineage: Eukaryota; Metazoa; Nematoda; Chromadorea; Rhabditida; Rhabditidae.
AUGGAAUAUAGGAUUCUUAAUCUUAUUGUUUCCAUCGUACUACUGUUAGUGUGGGCGUUAUUAAGGGUUUACGAUUGUGAGGUUCCCAUCCGCUAUCUCGAUAUAAACGUUUUCCGGGAAGCGGUUGCUUCUCAGGAACAAUGUCCAUUCCGAGUUUUACCGAAACUCGAUGGUUUCGAUUUUGAGGGUCUGAAAGUUGAGACUGGGGUCGACGGGUUCAAGUUUUUUUGGUUCGAGAAGAUCAAGGAACUACUUCGACAAUGGGGAACGAAGGAAGGAGUCGAUUACUUUUUGAAAACGCAAGUAUCUGUCGGGCAUCUGUAUGAAGAAGUUAUUCUAUGUGAAAACUUCUGGGUAACUCUAGGUGUUCUGGGAGUCGUGAAUAUGGUUGCCUUAUUAGUUCUGAUAGACCCUAAUCUUAACUUCACUGAGAACGACACGUUCCAAACAUAUGAGAGGCACGCGUGGCAAACAUCAAUAAGAAAGUUUGUUCUCUCACGCUUUGUAGUCGUAGCUUUCGUGAUCAUUAGAGAUCAGGCUUCUGUACAGCGUGAACGGUACAUGGGCAAGGUCUAUUUCCAGGCCUACCAGUUGAGGGUAACCGAUUCAACAAUCUUCACCAUUUGGUACUGCAUUCUGUGGUCCAUCGGUGUUGUAACUGGAUAUGUCUCGAGGCGCUUCGAAUGGGCUGUACUGUAUCGUCGUAAGAAGACCCCAAGAAGUGUUUUCAAAAAGCUGUGCAUCGUUAUGGCAGCAUGUAUGAUAUCGGCUGGUUCCGCUAUAUUCGUAUGUAUUGUGAGUGCCGGUCUCUUACAUCCUAUUUACUCCGUGUUGUUAAUGUUAGAGACAUUCAAUGUAUUUAUUAAAACCUUGUUUGGAAGUGUAGUCAUUGGAGCCUUCUUGCAUAAUGACAAGCUUGUUGAUGGGCUAUCCUUGGACGCGGGUAGAUACCUAAUGUGUAACCUAACAAGCUUUGUUGUGGCCGUUAUUUAUGGAAUGUAUAUAUUUAUUGGAUCAAUACUAAAUGGGAAGUUGCUUCCUCUCACUCUUAUCCCUUGUCUAACCCGGUAUGUGGCUUAUAUCUCCAUAUCUCUCUCGAAGGGUCGUGAAGCUCAUAAAACAGAUUUAAUAGUAGAAUAA